CUUGGCAAAAUCCACAGGUUUCUACUCGCUAUCGGGUAUUUAGAAAGAGAAUCAAGCACAUCAUGUAAUUAUCAUUAAUUUGAGUUUGUUUGAUUUUAUAGUUAUCUUUCUGCAACCCUGCUUUCAAUUAUAACUAUUAAGUGUGAUUUUAAAUGCAGGACCACAGUGUUAUCAGAAGGAGUCUGAAAGGGCUUAUCCUGUAAAAACAUUUGCAAAAAAUAUAAAUUUAGUCACCAUCACGAUGCUUGUAGACAUUCAACCCUUUUAGACAUUUCUGAAAGUUCUUGCGGAAACAUCUCCCGUUUUGCAAGACUCUACACUAAAACACCUGCAUGGGUGCCUAAGUCGACAGCGCAGUUAAUGUUAAUACCGCUAAAGUGACCGAGAAGAGAUCUUGUUAGCAGAUAGCACAACCUCACAAUCGGCAGUUCCCAUUGACAAUGACGUCGUAUAUGUUACAGCUGUCGUUUCAGCGCUCAAUUCUAGCUGCUCAUCCCCAGAAGACCUUGAACAACAUUUCUCCUUUGAGCUCUGGAGUUUUCCUCCAGCAUUGUAAGACUCUAUGAUGAGAGUGGUGCAGAAGCCUGUUUUGGCCGAGGUCAUUUGCUCCACAUUGCAUAUACCAAAACACCAUCUACCGUACUACAGUAUGUAUUGGAUGGAGGUGCUCUUCUACACUGAAUAAAUACCCUGGCCCAAGGAAGUCGACACAUUAUUUUACGAAGGUUAAACCCCUGCUGUAACUGUAUCGUGGUGUUUUGAACGGUAACGCCGAUGGCUUCUCAACAACAGAGGUCAUGACGGUAAAAAGGUAAGGUAAAAUCGGUGCCUCCGUUACGUUUUUUUUAACACGGUCCCUAUGAAGAAAGACGGUUUUAUUGGCAAAAAAGGAAAACAAGCAGAAUUUUAUUCAAAUGUUGAGCAAGUACCCGAGGGUAAGCGGUUAUGGCCCAAUGGACACGAAAGCUUAUGACGGAUCGAAGAUACGAUUGCUUAUGUGGAAAGCUACGGUAAAAUCGUCCACACGAGUAUCAUCACCGUUCCUCUGUUGGUUACGAUAAUUCCAUGACAUCUACCUGAGCCGAAAUCCAAAUAUACACGAAGAUGUGGGGAACGAUUGCCAUGAAUGAGCUGCGAGGGAAAAGUUUUAAUGUUAUCUAUAGUUCUCAUUUUAUUGUUUGCUUUUUGUCCAUGCGCUUCUUGGUUGUGAUACCACGUUCCAUGAAUACGGGUAGGAAAGGGGGGAUCCUUCAAGAAGCUUGUCUCCUCGCCCUUCAUCCGCGCACAGCUGUUAACAGGACAGAGCUAAGAGAGUCACAAGAUCCAUCCCCAACUUUCAGCAGCAGCCAUGUUCCACAGUUCCAAGUUCCAGUAUUCUAUCAAGUCAACCAAUGGAAAGGCGAUAGAAAGGCGGUCUGAAGUUUGAGCCUAGAUGUUGGUCAACGAAAGAGUGAACCCUUGACAUAUCUUGAGAGACCUCCAGGACUGCAGCACGUUUAGUGCUCCUGCCACAUGAACAAUCUAGCGUGUUCGCUCUACGGCCAAUACAAAGGGUCAUCGUGUAAAAAAUUCCCUCUUAAUCGAAGUCACGGAUUCCAUGGAUUUAAUCUGCACCCACGAGUAAGAACCUAGAGUUUAAGAACCUGUAAGAGGGUUUUAAUUUUAAAGAAAUCAUAAAAACUUCCAACAUUAAAAAAUCUAUUUUUACGAAAAAAAGAAAUACCACGAUGGUUAUAUUAUAAGUAAUGUGUCCAUAAACUUUCUUGUUUUAUACUGAAUCAAUGACAUUAUUAUUUUAAGAGCCAUUAAGCACUAUUUGUACGAGAAGCUGUUUUCAUCACGUAUAAUUAUUUUUAACGAAAUUUCUGCGAUAUCAAAAUGGUUGUGACAAGGAACUAAAAAAUCCGUGUGCAUUUCACCCAAAAUAACUGAACUACUUAAAAUAACGUUAAUUUUUAUACUAAUCAUGCAGAAAUGUAUAUCUCUAGUAAUCUAUAGUGGUAUAAAUUCCUUUUUUCUAAAGUUUGUAUUUUUUUUCGUGAUUUCCAUGAUUUGGGAGCCCUGUGGUUUUUCAUUUUUAGUAUGUUAUAGAAGGAUACUUUCUGUGCAAGAAACCGUUAAAAAACCUUGUAUUAGUCCGAUGUUGGCCCCGUAUUUGACGUAGAUUGACUGGACUAGUGGCCUCUAGCAGUAGGGAAAGGAAAUUGAAUUUCCUGUGCUUGCCCUUACCAAUCUCUAUUGCUGCGUUUUUUUUACAUAGUUGGCCAGAAGAGUGAAAAAGUGGUGCAGUUUUAUCGAGAAAACUGACUUAUUUCUUUAGGUAUUUGUCAGAUUUGUGUCUGUGUGACUCCGAAAGCUAAAUGUUAUGUAAUUUUAAUUACAUUACAUUUAAUUACAUUUAAAAAUGUAAUUACCCACUCCUGCAUUGUACAAGAAUGUACACCAAAUAGAAUGAAAAGUUCUACGCCUACGCCGGUGUAAAAAAAAGCAUCUGUCGAGACUAACCUAGGUGCCUCAGAAAUGUUUUCUUGGGUAGUUUUCCCGCUCACAAAGCUUUCUUCGUAUGCCAGUGGUUUUGGUUGAUUUUCGUGCUAUUCGGGAGUGGUAUUUCAAAGGGGGAGGUUCGGUUAGCUCUUGCAGCCCAUAUUUUCAAACCAAAAUCGAUUUCCAAUAAAUUCCAGUCUCCCUCACAUAUUUUUGGACUAUAAAAAAACGAAUUGGACUUGCUUCUUACAUUGUCUAUACAAUGUAAUUCCAGAAAAUAUACAUACCCAGCCUCCCCCCCCCCCCCCCAUUGAGGGAAUUGGAAAUUCCGGGGGGGAGGCAAACGCCCAGGAAUUUCCAGGGGGGGGAGGGGGAUCGUCCGAAGCGAAAAAUCCGGGUUCGUGAGAAACGCGAGUCUUUUAAGAGUCUAUAAUGAAGGCCGGUUUAUCCUUUGUUAGUCUGAUAAAAUCUGCAAUAAACGGUUAGAUUUUUGACGUCUUCUUAGAUAAGGACGUCUCUCCAAUACUACACUACACUAAUCUGAACCGGAGGGACGUAAAAGAACCGCUGAGCACGCAAGUAGAAACCCAGGCAGUGACCACGCUUAGUGAGAAAACUUGCAUUACUAACACACACUUAUGAUUGCAAACUGCCUUGCGCAGUCUGAUUAUUGAGGAUGAGAUAUCCUAGCAUGUAAAACCGCUUAGCUUAGGGCUAUACGAAAAAUCACUAUACAAAUGCACGUAAUUUAUUUAUUUUUUUGUUUAUCUACCUAACUACCCUAUACCAUGUAGUUUUGACUAUAAGAUAGUGUUUAGGUCAUCCGAUGCGUUAGACAAGGCAAGCGUAGCCUUCCCAUACUGGUGUUCCUAUUCGAGGUGUGCUAUUGGCGUAUCGUGUGUAACGUCAAAUGUAACGGGGUUUUAAACUAGGGAUCUUUUUGUAAAUGGCUUAUUUCAAUUUUGUAUCGUUUAAUUAUUCACAGUAAUAUAAUAGUAAAAAGUUACUGACACGUGCUUAUAGUGUAACGUCAAACGCUAACGAUUCCAUAAGACAUUUAUGUAACAUAUUUUUCUAAGAAGAUACAUUGCAAGUAUGCCCCUAGACUAAGGGAUUUUUUUUCCAUGAAUUUCUCCUAUCUUUGUAAAUGACUUAUUUCUCUUUCCUUUGUAAAUGACUUAUUUCUCUUUUCUUUGUAAAUGACUUAUUCUAGUCGUUUAAUUAUUCACAGUAAUAUAAUGAAUAAGUGUAUAAAGUUACUGCAGGUACAUUUACUCAUUUCUAUGCAACCUAUCCUUCUCACGUGAAAUAAAAGAGAAAGGAUUUUUAUGAAAAGCCAGUUCCACUGAGAACGUCUUAAAGUAUGCUCAUCACCACAUUCCUAUUUCUGUUUGGACUGGUCCAAGGAGAGUCCGGGACCAAGCCAGAUGUCCAAGAUGUCGGUCCUCUCGGUCAGAGCUUCAACUUACCCAAACUCGACCUCCUAUCCAAACAGCUCGCUCCCAAUGGAGCAACUAUCGCAAACUCUUUCAAAGGCAAAUGCAUCAAGACUUUGACGGGAAAAAGCCAAAGUACAAGAGAUAAAAUCUACUUUGAAGACACAAGGCAAAUGUAUAACUUCCUUAAUUCAAACGUGAAGAUUGGUGCAGACUUGGCCGGUACCUUCACUUUCAAGACAUCCUUAGACGCAGUAACGAAUAGUAUGACCGCUACUAAUGAGUCUAUCAAGGGAACGGUAGUACGCGUAAGUGACUACAGUAUGAGCCAAAACUUGGCUAAGGAUUGCCUGAAUGAGAUCGACUUCAAGGAAAAGUUCAUCAACGACUUCAAGAAACUCCCAAGUGAAAUCUCUAGACCUGAAGAUUCCUGGUCGUGGAAAGACUACAGCCACUUUAUCAAGACCUACGGCACCCAUAUUGUCACUGGGGUCACCUACGGAGCGAGUAUCUACAGCUAUGCAUUUUCCAGAUCCGAUACACAUUACACCAAGGAAGACUUCAAAAUACAAGCAUGCCUCUCACUUCUAGGUCCUGCUGCUCUGAAGUAUCUGAAAGGGAAUCUAAAUGUAAGUGUGUGCUCUGGGGUCAACACCAAAGAUACGGACAGAAUAUCAAGGUUUCAUAUGAACAACAAAGUCGUUAUUCGCGGAGGGAAGGCUGAGACGAGAGCUAAGCUACUUUACAAACGAGAGCCAGAACUUGUGGAGCAGUUUCUGAAAGAGGGAAGAGAGACGCCAUCGCCUGUGCAGUAUAGCUUCACCAGUAUCUGGGAUGCGUUGAGCUCAAGGUUUUACGCCACUGAGUACUACGCCAAAGUACGCAACCUGGAGCAAUUUUUCAAAGGGUUCCUUGCCUUUGGAUGCGAAAUGAAGGGCGUCGAAGACGUUGUGACAAACAAGUUCAAGCUGGCGCCGUACGCGACAGUGGAUAACCCAAUUUACCAGUGUUUACUCCGGGAACCUGGAUGCAGUAAUGAUAGCGACUGUAACUACCACGCCUUCAAAGGAUGCAAGUGUGACGGGAAAACCUGUAUUGACAACAGGGUGGUCCAACAGGGUGAUGGCACCUCAAAGAAGAUAGCGUUGGUUUACAGAAAGGAGUACAGAUGGAUGAGUGAGGCACCGGGAUGCGAAUACAAGUACAGAUCUUUCAAAUGCAGGUGCGCAAUAGAUGCCGGAUGGUCGGUUAUUUGGGCGAGUGAUGGAUUGAAAGACAAGCCUGAAGAUGAGAAUUUUAGCGAAUCAGGAGAGGACGGUGGAAAUAGCGGAUCAAGUGAUGGAGUUCCCACCUCUCCCAUCUCAACUGAAGCGGCAUGAUCCUCGGGUUUUCGGCCACGUCUAGUCCCAGCGCCAAUUUUCGUCUAAGUCGACAAGAAUAGAAUAGCCAAACAGAUUUUUUCAGCAAUCACAAAAUACUUGUAACCUUUGGUCUUAGUUUCUAGCAAUAUUGUGAAAAUCAGAGAGAUAAUGUACAGUGCCUUUUAAUGUGCUUGAUAAAUCAUGCGAAAAAUUAAAAAGUUAAAUUAUAUGCGUAAUAAAAAGGGGAAUUCCAA
Nematostella vectensis (starlet sea anemone) is the source of this 5535-nucleotide messenger RNA. Its product is annotated as DELTA-alicitoxin-Pse2b. The record is from RefSeq and is a predicted model, not a curated record. NCBI's taxonomy places the organism in Eukaryota, Metazoa, Cnidaria, Anthozoa, Actiniaria, Edwardsiidae. The transcript is spliced from 2 exons. Bases 3848 to 5299 code for a protein of 483 amino acids.